GUAUGCAUCAUUUAGUUGCAACCCAUUGGAUUGAUCUAAAUGGGUUCUGGACGUUCUGGUUAAUUUUCUGGUUCCCUUUUUGGAUUCUUGUAUGAGAAACCGAAUGGAAAUCAAUUUGAAUAGAAACGAGCUCCCUUUUUUCUUACUGAAGAGUAGAGAAGUGAUUCGAACUGAUCUAAAUGAUUUCCGUAUCUCGAAAUCUUUCUGGUUUACUUUCCUUUUAUUUUCUCUGAAUCUUAAUUGCCCUUUAAUUUCCUUUUCUGGGUUUUGUCUUUACUCUUUCCAAGUUAUUAUGUAAGAAAGUUUAAUUCUUUUCUAUCUUUGUUGACUGAAAAAUAACUUCUUCAUAUGGUCCGUCCGUGCCCUGUUCACGGAUCUAGUUUCGUAUGUUUCAAAGUGAUCAUGCUCCGGAGUUGCUUCUUGUGGGGCAUCUAAUUUAAAAAGAAUGUCCCGGCCUUCACAGCGAGGGAUAUCUGGGCUACGGAUCUCUGGUGGUAGCAAUGAUUUUAGCGAUUCUCACAUGAAUGAUAGAACAGAAAGAGAAGAUUUGGAUAGGAGAGGUUCCUCUGAUGACAGCUCUUUUGCCAUGAGGUCUUCUUUUCGCAUGUCUUUCCCAGAUAAUCCUCCUUCCAAAUAUGGGAUUAAUGGAAAUGGCUUUGUAUCAGAUCCAUACAUUGCUGGUAAUCCUAGAGGUCGGCACAAAUUGACAAUGCUACUCCUGAAGUUCAGUUUAGUUUUGAUUGUAAUUCUUGCACUUACUGGAUCUUUUUGGUGGACAAUAUCCAUUUCAACGUCUUCUAGAGGUCACAUAUUCCUUGGUUAUAGGAGACUCCAAGAGCAACUUGUUUCUGACCUGUGGGAUAUUGGAGAGAUUUCUCUUGGUUCUUCAAGGCUUAAAGAUUUGGAGUUUUGUACUGAAGAGUUUGAAAAUUAUGUUCCCUGCUUUAAUCUCUCUGAGAAUGCGGCCUUAGGUUUUUCUGAUGGCAAUGCGUAUGACCGGCAUUGUAUGCACGGUAUGAGGCAAAAUUGUUUAGUUCUUCCACCUGUAAAUUACAAAAUUCCUCUUAGGUGGCCUACUGGGAAGGAUGUAAUCUGGGUGGCAAAUGUUAAAAUUACAGCACAAGAGGUGCUUUCCUCUGGAAGUAUGACUAAGAGGAUGAUGAUGUUGGAUGAAGAGCAAAUUUCCUUCCGUUCAGCCUCUCUUAUGAUUGAUGGUGUUGAAGACUACUCACAUCAAAUUGCAGAAAUGAUAGGUCUAAGAAAUGAAUCCAACUUCAUCGAAUCUGGGGUAAGAACCAUUUUGGAUAUAGGUUGUGGUUAUGGUAGCUUUGGAGCUCAUCUCUUUUCCAAAGAUAUCUUAACUAUAUGCAUUGCAAAUUAUGAGGCUUCAGGCAGUCAAGUUCAGCUAACGCUUGAAAGGGGUCUUCCUGCAAUGAUCAGUUCUCUGCCUUCAAAACAGUUACCAUAUCCAUCUCUCUCGUUUGAUAUGUUGCAUUGUGCACGAUGUGGCAUCGAUUGGGACAGACAAGAUGGUAUUCUCCUGAUUGAAGCUGAUAGAGUUUUGAAGCCUGGUGGAUAUUUUGUAUGGACAUCACCAGUUACCAAUGCACAGACAUUUCAUCGUGACAAAGAUAAUCAAAAAAGGUGGAACUUUGUUCGUGAUUUUGCAGAAAAUCUCUGCUGGGAGAUGUUGUCACAACAAGAUGACACAGUUGUAUGGAAAAAAACGAGCAAAAAAAGCUGUUACAGUUCACGGAAGCCUGGUACCGGCCCUUCUUUAUGUAGUAAAGGUCAUGAUGUUGAAACUCCAUACUAUAGAUCACUCCAGGCCUGCAUUGGAGGAACACAGAGCCGCAGAUGGAUUCCCAUUGAAAAGAGGAGAACCUGGCCUUCUAGAGCAAACUUGAACAAGAAUGAACUUGCCGUAUAUGGUUUGCACCAGGAAGAAUUUGCUGAAGAUGCUGAAACUUCGAAGAUGACAGUUCGUAAUUAUUGGUCUCUUCUAUCACCCUUGAUAUUCUCAGAUCAUCCAAAGAGGCCUGGUGAUGAGGAUCCUUCACCACCUUAUAACAUGCUUAGAAAUGUGCUGGACAUGAAUGCUCGUUUUGGUGGUUUUAAUUCUGCUCUACUGGAAGCAGGGAAGUCUGUGUGGGUCAUGAAUGUUGUCCCAACUAGUGGGCCCAACUAUCUUUCCAUGAUCCUUGACAGAGGCUAUGUUGGUGUUUUGCAUGAUUGGUGUGAGGCCUUUCCAACAUAUCCCAGAACAUAUGAUUUGGUACACGCAGAAGGACUUCUUUCUCUUGAAUAUGGUCAGCAGCGUAGAUGUACCAUGCUCGACCUGUUCUCUGAGAUUGAUCGCUUACUUCGUCCUGAGGGGUGGGUUAUAAUCCAUGACAGAGCUCCUCUAAUAGAAUCGGCAAGAACUCUAACAACACGGCUGAAGUGGGAUGCACGUGUUGUCGAAAUCGAGAGUACCAGUGAUGAGCGACUCCUUAUCUGCCAGAAGCCUUUCUUUAAAAGACAGCCAAACUAAUUGUGAGCUUCCAAAGAAUAGCCUGAGAAGUUAUUUUCAAAGUAUUCAUAUUCAUUUACUGAUGUCCAUUAAUCAUCAUAAAGCUCCGCCAUAUAAAGGGGGAAUCAAAAAUUUUGAACAGAUGAAGAAACCGAAGAAACCAAAGAAACAAAGUCAAGAUUGGUAAAACUGAUCUCAACUCCUAUGGAGCCGUAAGGCGUUCAUGGGGCAUGUAAUUAUGCAAUCGAGGCGAAGAGCAAGUAUAGGAUUAGAUUUUUAAAUUUUCCAUGUUGUGUCUCAUUAUAACUUAUACAACCACAUGAUUAAGAUUGUGAAGAUAAUUACAAAAUAAGCAAGUGCUGUUUGCUGUAGUAUAUGAAAAUCCUUAGAAUUGCAUUUAUGUGAUAGGGUAAAAAAAAUAUAUAUAUAUCUUCUUUUUUCCAAAUUUGCUUGUUCUGCCAGAUUAAUUCUCCUUUCUGGAAUCAGCCUUUUUGAGGCAUACAUUGUCAAAGUUUUAAUUCAAUUUAGAAUUUGUAAUAUUCAUUUAAA
Molecule: messenger RNA, 3061 nt
Organism: Ziziphus jujuba (common jujube)
Lineage: Eukaryota; Viridiplantae; Streptophyta; Magnoliopsida; Rosales; Rhamnaceae
Product: probable pectin methyltransferase QUA2
Exons: 9
Coding region: 446-2533 (695 amino acids)
Cellular component (GO): cytoplasm
Molecular function (GO): methyltransferase activity
Source: RefSeq, a predicted model, not a curated record